AUCCUUGUUUCAGCAUGACUCAAAUACGGACGCUUGCAGCAUUGCUGCUACUAGCGGGCUGCGCGUACGCACGCACCGCGACACGGACCCCUGCCGUAACUGGCAUCACUAGCCUCACUGAUAAGGACGCUAGACACAAGGCCAUGGUGCACCCAGCGUUCGCUAACGCCGGCAGGCAAGCCGGCUUGGAAGUUUGGAGGAUUGAGGACUUCAACCCAGUGCCCGUACCACAGAAAGAUGUUGGAAAAUUCUAUAAAGGAGACUCCUACAUUGUAUUAAAGACGUCAGCCGACAAACGCAACAACUUAUCCUGGGACAUCCACUACUGGAUCGGGAGCGAGUCGACGCAGGACGAGUCCGGAGCGGCGGCCAUCUUGACGGUGGGGCUGGAUGACAAGUUCGGUGGCGCCGCUGUCCAGCACAGAGAGACGCUGGGCCAUGAGAGCGCGCAGUUCCUGCAGUACUUCCAACCUGCCAUUCGCUACUUGGAUGGCGGUCAUGCCUCCGGCUUCAACCAUGUCACCACCAACGCAGGCGCAGCUAAACGCCUCUUCCAGAUUAAGGGCAAGCGCAACGUUCGCGUCAGACAGGUGGACCCGCUGAUCUCCUCUAUGAACAAGGGCGACUGCUUCAUCCUGGACUUGGACCAGAACAUCUACGUGUACGUCGGCGACAAGGCUAAGAACGUGGAGAAACUGAAGGCCAUCUCCGUCGCCAACCAAAUCAGGGACCAGGACCAUAACGGCAGGGGAAGGGUGGAAAUACUUGACCAGUACUCCACCGAGACUGACAUCCAGAAAUUCUUCACGGCCCUCGGAUCUGGCUCCAAGGACAGCGUGCCUGAAGAGAGCGCGGGUGGUGACGACCAGGCCUUCGAGAGGAGCGAGGAACAGACCAUCACCCUCUCCGAGAUCUCAGACAGCACCGGCUCUCUGAAGAUCACUCCGCUGUCCAAACCCUUCCGGCAGGAACAGCUCAAGCCUGCUGAAUGUUACAUCUUGGAUACGGUCAGCGGCAGCAUAUACGUUUGGGUUGGCAAACAGUCUACUGAUAAGGAAAAGUCUGAAGCUAUGAACAAGGCCCAGCAAUAUUUGAGCGCCAAGAACUAUCCUAAAUGGGUGCAUGUAACCAGGAUUCCCCAGGGUACAGAGCCGGCCGCUUUCAAGCAAUACUUCGCCACUUGGAGGGAUGUUGGCAUGGCACACAACCGCUUGGUUAGGUCGCUCAGUGAUGAAGAAUACUUCAAUGGGGACGAAGCUACAUCCGCGAAGCGUGCUCGAGUUGCUGGCAAGACUGGCUCCGCCCGCGGCUUUAUGCCUGACCAGGGCGAUGGCGAAUACGUAGUCUACAGAAUCGAAGGGCUAGAGCUGACGAAGGCGUAUGAUUCUGCCUCGCCCGGCACUGAACCCGGCAAGCGUUUCGGCGAGCUGUACCAAGGCGACUCUUACGUCAUCCAGUACGAGUACCAGGGCGACACGGGCCGCGGCCAUAUUGUUUACUUUUGGCUGGGCAAGGAUUCUACCUUAGACGAGAAGACCGCAGCGGCGAUUCAAUCUGUUGGCCUUGACAACGCGCUCUCUGGCAAAGCUACGCUGGUGAGGGUACCUCAGGGCGAGGAGCCUCAACACUUCCUCAAGAUCUUCAAGGGUCGCCUGGUAACUCUGCUGGGUGGGAAAGCCUCCGGGUUCAGGAACUCCAACCAGAAGGACAACUACGACACCGACGGCGUCAGGCUCUUCAGGAUCCACGGAACCAAGGCAGCUGAUGACAUGAGGGCAGAACAGGUGCCAGAAGUCACCAGCAGUCUGCAGCCCGAGGAUGUGUUCCUUCUGGAGACGCCUAACAAGAUCUACGUGUGGCAUGGACAGACCUCCAGCGAUGUGGAACAACAGGAGGCCGCACAAUUUGUGGAAAGAAUCCUCGGCGCGGAUAAAGAGUUCGAGGUCAUCACUCAAGGAAACGAGCCUGACGACUUCUGGUCCUAUCUGACCGGUGAUGCCUCGCAAGUGUCCAGCACUGAAGCGUGGCGCGAGAGGGUGACCAAGCGCCUCGGUGCUGAGCCAAGACUCUUUGAUGCCGAUCUCUCUGGCAACAGCGCUGUUAGCUUCGAGGAGAUUUUCAACAUUGAACAGAAGGCUCUACACCAAGACGAUGUGUACGUGCUGGACUCGGGCGACGAGCUGUACGUGUGGAUCGGCCAGGAGGCCAGUGACUCCAUGAAGAAGGCUGGCAACCACAUCGCUGAGGCAUACCUGAGGAAGGUGCGUCACGCCGGAACCUCGGUGGCGGUGGUCAUCAAACAGGACCAUGAGCCUGAGCUGUUCAAGGCUGCCUUCGGAGAGUGGGACCCUCAAAUGUGGCUGAAAAACAAGAGUUCCGAGGAAGAAAUCAACAAUGAUAUUGAAUAAUAAUUAUU
This is a messenger RNA of Cydia amplana, 2416 nucleotides long. Its product is annotated as gelsolin, cytoplasmic-like. NCBI's taxonomy places the organism in Eukaryota, Metazoa, Arthropoda, Insecta, Lepidoptera, Tortricidae. The record is from RefSeq and is a predicted model, not a curated record. The transcript is spliced from 22 exons. Gene Ontology annotation, molecular function: phosphatidylinositol-4,5-bisphosphate binding; actin filament binding. The coding region runs from base 15 to 2408 and encodes 797 amino acids. Gene Ontology annotation, biological process: actin filament severing; actin polymerization or depolymerization; barbed-end actin filament capping. Gene Ontology annotation, cellular component: cytoplasm; actin cytoskeleton.